This is a messenger RNA of Brassica oleracea var. oleracea, 240 nucleotides long. RefSeq lists its product as uncharacterized. The record is from RefSeq and is a predicted model, not a curated record. Lineage: Eukaryota; Viridiplantae; Streptophyta; Magnoliopsida; Brassicales; Brassicaceae.
AUGAAGAGCAUCUUCAACCAUGAGCAUGUCUCAACUUCAACGACCGUAAAUGAUCGAGUCAUCAAUGGUUGUUUCCUCCGAAAAACUACAACAAAAGAACUCAUUUAUCUCAAAGCUUUUCAAGUCCAAUCAGAUUCCAUUUCCUUUGCUAUUCAAGAAACAUGUCUUUAUGAUCAGAUCAUGAUCGUUUUGUCGGAGAUGUAUCUCCCGCCCUCUACUCAAGAACGUCCUUUCAGUUAA